Messenger RNA from Gekko japonicus, 1205 nucleotides. RefSeq names its product cytochrome b ascorbate-dependent protein 3. The record is from RefSeq and is a predicted model, not a curated record. Gene Ontology annotation, cellular component: lysosomal membrane. The coding region runs from base 64 to 891 and encodes 275 amino acids. The transcript has 6 exons. NCBI's taxonomy places the organism in Eukaryota, Metazoa, Chordata, Lepidosauria, Squamata, Gekkonidae. Gene Ontology annotation, molecular function: oxidoreductase activity.
ACCGGAUAUGUAGAUUGGACGAUUAUAAAACUGCGAAGAGAGGGGUCCCUGUGGCUUUGUGUGAUGAGCUAUCCUCAAGGGUCGUCAGCGCUCUGGAACUACUUUUCCCGGCAUUCCCUGCGUGCAAGGCGGAAGCGAGGUGUCCUCCCCACGAGGUGUGAGAUGCCUGGUAUCCAGUUCCUGCCGUUUUCCAUCCUCCUUGGAAUCCUGGGGGUCCUUUGUGUGGGGCUGACGGGGUUCUGGGGCCAACACUGGCUUGGCGGCUUUGCCUGGGAUGGUUCUUCUGAAAUGUUCAACUGGCACCCGGUUCUCAUGGUGACAGGCAUGUUGGUCUUGUACGGCUCAGCGGCACUGGUGUAUCGUGUGCCCCUUUCCUGGGAGGGUCCCAAGCUUCCAUGGAAGCUGCUCCAUGCGGCAUUGACUUUGGCAGCAUUUAUCCUUGUCGUAGUGGGGCUGGUUGCUGUCUUUGAGUUUCACAACAAUAAGAAGAUCCCCAACAUGUACUCACUGCACAGCUGGGUGGGGCUAACUGCUGUGCUGCUCUUCUCCUGCCAGUGGCUAAUGGGGUUUGCUUCUUUCCUGCUGCCUUGGGCCCCCAUCUGGCUGCGGGCCCUCUACAAGCCCAUCCAUGUCUUCUUUGGCUCUGCCAUCCUUUCUUUAGUUAUGGCAGCCUGUCUCUCUGGCAUCAAUGAGAAGCUGUUCUUCAGACUAAAAAAUUCAACAACACUUUAUUCGAAGCUCCCUUCAGAAGCCUGGUUUGCUAACAUCCUGGGGAUGCUGAUCCUGGUUUAUGGUCUCUUAGUAUUAUGGGCUCUUGCUGUGUCUGCAUGGAAGCGCCCAGAUGCAAAUUCACAAGGAAUUCAAGAGCCCUUGCUUCAGGAAGCCAGAUGAAAUGAAGCUACUAAGAGACUAUGGCCCGUGCCUGUGUGCUUAGCCAGCUCUCCACUGAGGUCUGGAGGCCUGUGUCCUUUCUCUUCACUGUGUCCUUCCUGGAACUGGUGCAGUAAAGAUUUUUCUUCUGGCAAGAAGCCUUCUUGCUGGCCCUCCUGGACUGAUGGAUAACUUGGCUUCUUUGCUGGCUUGAAGGGCUCUUGCUGUGGGCUGAGGGACAUUGUCUUCUCUGAACCGCCUGUUCGUUCACUCACUAUUGUGCCAUUAUAUGUGUGAUGUUCCUACAAUUAUAUAGAUUUUUUAUUUUUGUGGCU